AAAUUGAAACCGUAGGGUUUUGUUGUUUGGUUUGAUUUCUGGAUUGAAGCUCCACUGAUCACUACUCAAUAAUCAGUUUAAAGCUUAGAAAAUUGCAGAUAUGCAUCCGUAAGUUCUCAGCAUGAAGUAGAUUUGAUACCUUACAGGUACCGGCAUUGCCCUGUAAUUGAGCGCCAUUGAAAUGGACGGAGGACCAGCAACUUCACCGUUGACUAUAAAGCCCAUAAACAAGGGCGUCGUGCAUAGAAUUUGUGCUGGUCAAGUUAUUCUGGACCUUUCCUCCGCCGUCAAGGAGUUGGUUGAGAACAGCUUGGACGCCGGUGCCACCAGCAUCGAGGUUUCGCUCAAAGACUAUGGCGCUGAAUCCUUCCAGGUUAUCGACAACGGUUGUGGCAUCUCGCCUAACAAUUUCAAGGUACUGGCGCUAAAACAUCAUACCUCAAAACUAUCAGAUUUUCCUGAUCUUCAGUCAUUAGCGACUUUUGGAUUUAGAGGGGAGGCAUUGAGUUCACUUUGUGCUUUAGGGGAUUUGACGGUUGAAACAAGAACAAAGAAUGAGCAAGUGGCGACACACUUGACUUUUGAUCGUACGGGCCUUCUGAUUGCUGAAAGGAACACAGCUCGCCAAGUUGGUACCACUGUCACUGUUAAGAAGUUGUUCUCCACUUUACCAGUGCGAAGUAAAGAGUUUCACCGCAACAUCCGAAAGGAAUAUGGAAAGCUUAUUACAUUGCUGAAUGCCUAUGCUCUUAUUUCUAAGGGAGUCAGAAUAGUUUGCACCAACACAGCUGUAAGAAAUGCAAAGUCUGUAGUUCUGAAGACUCAGGGAAGUGGAUCCCUGAAAGAUAACAUCAUAACAGUAUUUGGUAUGAGUACCUUUACUUGUCUGGAGCCUCUCAAAGUAUGUACUUCUGAUGGUUGCACAGUUGAAGGAUUCAUUUCUAAGCCUGGUUAUGGUAGUGGACGCAAUAUAGGAGAUCGACAAUACUUUUUUGUGAAUGGACGGCCAGUAGAUAUGCCAAAAAUUGGCAAGCUUGUUAAUGAGUUGUACAGAGGUGCAAACUCUCGACAAUAUCCCAUUGCAAUCAUGGACUUCACGAUCCCACCCAGAGCAUUUGAUGUCAACGUAACUCCUGAUAAAAGAAAAAUAUUUCUAUCCGAUGAAGGCUCCAUAUUGCAUUCUUUGAGAGAAGCUUUAGAGAAGAUAUACUCAUCUAAUCAUGCUAGUUAUGCUGUUAAUAGUUUCCAAGAGGUUUUUGAAGAAAAACAUACAUCCACUCAUUCCCAACUUGAGGCCUUUCAGUUUCAAUCCAAGCAAUUAUUGUCAGAUAGCGAUGAUACUCAGGAAGGUGACUGCAUUGGGGAGCUACGUAAAGAUGGUCACUAUCUCAAAAAACCUCUAAAGGAAUUAAAAGAUACUUCUGUCACGGCGAUGUUAAAUGAUGGAAACAGGUCAACAGAGAAAGACUUCAGUCUUCGAUUCCAUGGAAAGAAGAAAGAUAAUCGCAGUUCCAGAAGUCCCUGGAAGGAAGUCGGAGGUCUGAUUACUGCUGAUAGACAAGCACUCAGCUCAGGAUCAAAAGAUAAAAGCUGUAUCGAUAAUGCACAUUAUGUGGAUCGUGCAACCAUUGUCCAGUCAUCACUCACCAAAUUUGUUACAGUAAAUAAGAGAAAGCACGAGAGUAUGAGUACUGCGUUAUCUGAGGUACCUCUCCUGAGAAAUAGAUUGACUGUAUGUCCUUCAGGAGAAGACAAUUCUUUGAAGGAUACGACAUCCUUAAAAUCUCCAGAUAAUCCAGUUAAGGCUGAUAACUGUGAUGAAGUAACCUGUGAUAAGUCUGGAUCUUCCAAGUUCACAAAGAUAGAUAGAUUUCUUCAUCAAAUGAAGCAGUCAAGAACGGACACAGUCCUUGAUCAAACAAAUAAUUUUUCUCGACCUGGAAAUAGUAUACAAAAUGGAAAAUUUGAGGAGGAGCAUGAGGUUCAAAUGAACGAAUUAUGUGUGACUGAAUCAGUGCUUGUUAAUUCUACUUGCAACAACAUUCACGAUGUGUCAGAAAAUAUGGUAGAUGCUGUUUCUUUUGAACAGCCUGCUAGUCUGACUUUGGAUGCUCCUAAGGCUUCAUCUGAUUUAAAGAUUGGUUCGACAUUGCAAUUUAGUGUGAACGACCUCAUAUCAAGAAGGAAGCAGAGACUGUCAAGAAUGCAACUCCUUAAUCGUACAUCUCAAAGAAUGAAAACAAAAAGUAGGGAUUAUGCUGCAGCAACCCUGGAGCUCACUGAAUCAGAAAAUGAAGAGGCCAAGGAAAAGGCUUUGAUCGCUGCUACCAGUGAGCUGGAGAGACUUUUCAAGAAAGAAGAUUUUACUAAAAUGAAGGUGAUUGGGCAAUUCAAUCUUGGAUUCAUUAUAGGCAGGUUGGAUGAGGACCUUUUUAUUGUUGAUCAGCAUGCCGCAGACGAGAAGUAUAAUUUUGAGCGUCUGUCACAGUCAACUAUCUUGAAUCAACAACCUUUGCUUCGGCCCUUGAAGAUGGAGUUAUCUCCUGAAGAAGAAAUAGUUAUUUCCAUCCACAAUGAUACUUUCAGGAAAAAUGGUUUUCUAUUGGAAGAGGAUCUGCAUGCUCCUCCAGGGCAUCGAUUUAAGCUAAAAGCAGUUCCCUUCAGCAAAAAUAUAACGUUUGGAGUCGCAGAUGUGAAAGAACUCAUUUCCAUUCUUGCCGAUAGUCAGGAAGAAUGUUCCAUGAUGGGUACUUAUAAGGAUGAUACCGCCGAUUCACUAUGUCCUCCUAGAGUUCGUGCAAUGUUGGCAUCACGUGCCUGCAAAUCAUCUAUUGUUAUUGGAGAUCCACUUGGGAGAAAUGAGAUGCAAAAGAUACUUGACAAUCUAUCACGACUCAGGUCUCCGUGGAAUUGUCCACAUGGUAGACCAACAAUGCGUCACUUGGUUGAUCUGAGGACUGUACAUAGAAGAAUAGAAGCGGAUGAGUAUGAGACCACUUUAUAAACUCCUCAAGUGGGUACUUCUUUCUGUAAGUUAUUAAGACUGCAUUUUGCCUACAACUAUCAUAUGUUAAUUGAGAACGCAGAAAGAGGUCUUUUGCUUAACAUCUACUACUUCCUUUUUCGUUUUUGUUUAAAGAAUCUUUAUUACAUUA
Molecule: messenger RNA, 3155 nt
Organism: Nicotiana tabacum (common tobacco)
Lineage: Eukaryota; Viridiplantae; Streptophyta; Magnoliopsida; Solanales; Solanaceae
Product: DNA mismatch repair protein PMS1
Biological process (GO): mismatch repair
Cellular component (GO): MutLalpha complex
Molecular function (GO): mismatched DNA binding; ATP-dependent DNA damage sensor activity; ATP hydrolysis activity
Source: RefSeq, a predicted model, not a curated record